Molecule: messenger RNA, 1785 nt
Organism: Neoarthrinium moseri
Lineage: Eukaryota; Fungi; Ascomycota; Sordariomycetes; Amphisphaeriales; Apiosporaceae
Exons: 6
Coding region: 1-1785 (594 amino acids)
Biological process (GO): transmembrane transport
Cellular component (GO): membrane
Molecular function (GO): transmembrane transporter activity
Source: RefSeq, a predicted model, not a curated record
AUGCCAAUCCCUGCAAUUCCCGCUGUGCCGGUCAACGAGGUCCCUCUUGAUUUUGGCAAGAAAGAGCUGGAAACGGGCGGCCAACAUGUCGAGCACGUCGAUAGCGUAUCGCCGCCCCAAGAAGCUGAAGAAACCGAGCACAAGCUGACGAAACACACGAUCCUGGCAUGUAUUGCGAUCGCAACCCAGAUCAAUGCGUACAUAAUGACGCUGUUGAUACCUUCGACCACCCUGAACUACAUCAACGCCGACCUGGGUCCUGACCCGAACUACACAUGGAUCACGGUAUCUUGGACGCUUGGUGCUUCUGUGAUCGUCUCGGUCGGCGGGAGGCUGUCGGAUAUAUUCGGGCGGAGAUACUUUAUGAUGUUCGGAGCCGCCGUCUCGAUUAUCGGUUGCCUCGUGGGUGCUAAUGCAAAAAACAUCAACAUGAUGAUUGGUGCCGGAGUCCUGUUUGGCAUUGGCAGUGGCUUCCAAGAGAUGGCAUACGCAAUCAUACAGGAAAUGUUGCCCAACAAAUACCGGAUCAUAGGCGUCGGUUCCUUGGAUGUUUCCCUUGCCCUAGCCUUUGUUAGUCCGGUCAUCUCCUAUGCAUUCAUCGCCUAUCAUAGCAUUGGGUGGCGAGGGGCAUAUUGGUUCAUGUUCUCAUGGCACAUGUUUGGCUUUUUCAUGCUCGCUGUUUUCUAUCAUCCCCCCACUUUCAAAUUGAAACACAGAGCCGAUGGCAAAACGAGAUUGCAGCUACUCAUGGAACUCGAUUAUGUUGGCCUGUUUCUUUUCGUCGCAGCAAAUGUAUUGUUCCUCCUAGGUGUCAACUGGGGCGGUAGAGCCUAUGGUUGGAGCCAUCCGGCAGUCAUUGCCUCAAUGGUGAUCGGCAUUGUGUGCGGUGUAAUCCUGGGGAUUUGGGAAGCAUACGCUAAUCUCAAGUACCCUAUGCUGCCUCCCAAAAUGUUCAAGAAGAUUAGAGAGUUCGAUAUGAUCAUCGUCGUAUGCUUCGUUGGUGGCAUGCUUUACUAUAGCAUGAACGUCUUGUGGCCUCGCCAGUCACAGCUCUUCUUUGUCGGCGCUGAUACGCCAAUCAUUCAAGGUGUUUAUGCGAUGAUUUUCUCGUGCGGAACCUGGCUCGCUGGGAUCAUUGUCGUUACUAUGUGCUCGCGCGUUCACCGUGAAAAGUGGCAGUUGGUCUUCUUCAUGAUUGCCCAGACGGCACUCAUUGGCUCACUCGCCUCUGUUGGCCUAGAAGAUAAAGGUCAAGCAAUCGUUACUAUCGUUAUCGGGGCAGCUAUGGUCACGCCACCACAGCUGAUUUCAUUUACGAUGUUAAGCUUGACGCUGGAUGAUCAAAACGAUAUAGGCAUCGCUGUGGGCCUUGCUGGCACGUUCAGGCUUCUAGGCGGCGCCGUUGCGACGGCGAUAUAUACCGCCAUCCUUUCCACCAAGUUCUCCCAGGUUGUGCCCUCGAAGAUGGUCGACGCUAUUCGGGAAUCUGGUCUACCGUAUUCGGACAGCCUGCUCCAAGCUCUGGUAAAAGCAGCUGGUACCAAUACUGCAGCCGCUUAUAAGGCCGUACAGGGUAGUACACCAACUUUGCAGGCGGCUGCGGCGAUGGCAACCAAACAUGCAUAUGUUGAUGCAUUCUCGCUGGUUUACCUAGUCGCUAUCGCCUUUGGGGUUGUGGCCACUGCUGCAUCAUUCAUGACGGUAAAUACAGACAUGAAACUGAAAACUAUGGAUAAAGCGGUAUACUUGAAGGGAGAGCGACCCAAGCAUGAGGGGGUUGUUUGA